This is a messenger RNA of Elgaria multicarinata webbii, 2003 nucleotides long. RefSeq names its product asialoglycoprotein receptor 1-like. The transcript is spliced from 9 exons. Gene Ontology annotation, molecular function: signaling receptor activity. The record is from RefSeq and is a predicted model, not a curated record. Lineage: Eukaryota; Metazoa; Chordata; Lepidosauria; Squamata; Anguidae. The coding region runs from base 40 to 906 and encodes 288 amino acids.
CUAGAGAGAAGAGAUACCUGACCCUCUUCUAGACUCACCAUGAUUGAGGAUUACCACAACCUCACAUCUUCGGAUGCAGAUGAGGAGGGUGGAAGCCCUGUCCGAAAAGCCCCUCCAAGGCUUCCCCCAAGCCCAACAUGGACCCGGCGCCUCUGCCCAAGCCGUCGUCUGGUUCUGAUCCUGCUGGGACUCAGCGUCAUCCUCACCCUCGUGGUCAUUGUAUUUGGCGCCAAAGGUCAUUCCUUCAGCUCCCAGCUAUGGGGGAUGAAGGCAAGUUUGAAAAGCAUGAAUCAAACCAUUGCUGAGCAGGUGGCCACUCUACAGCGCCAGGAAACGGACACAGACACAAAAAUUACACAAUUUGACGGGACGGUGAAAAAACUGAUUGAGGAGUCGGACGGAGCCCGGACACGACUCCAGAACCAGCUGAACGACUUGCGGAGGAACAUUAGAACCAUGAAUUGUGACCUGGAGAAUUUUAAACAGAACAAAACAGCCAGCCCAGAGGCCUGUUGCCCCAGGGGCUGGGCGGCCUUUCGGAAAAGCUGUUACUGGGACUCCAGGGUAGGGAAGACCUGGGAAGACGCAAAAGCCGACUGUGAAGCGCGGGACGCCCACCUGGUGAUCAUCAACUCGUACGAGGAGCAACAAUUUGUGGCGGUGCGUGUGAGGCCACAAGCCACGUGGAUCGGCUUGACCGAUGCCAGCGGGAGCUGGAAAUGGGUGGACGGGACGACCUACACUGUUCGUCAGGAGGAGUGGUGCUCAAAUCAGCCAGACAACUGGUACGGCCACGGCCUUGGUGGAGGUGAAGACUGCAGCCACCUCACCACCAGGAGCUGCUGGAAUGACGACCAUUGCACCCGUCUCUACGGCUGGAUUUGCGAGAUGGAGAUCAACGAAUAAAGGGAGGGGGGGCAGACCGCCAUCCUCCGCUCCCCGGGGAGACAGGUUCUGAGGUCCCUGGGCGAGCGGUUUGACGGGAGGCAUUUGAGACUGCAUUCUGGGGAGAUUCUCUCCAGCUUCUUCUCACCUUACUCAUCCGCUCUAGUCUAAAAUGGAUCCAGACACACGAAGCUGCCAAUACUUGACCGUUUAUUUUAAAGUGACAUGUGGGUUCUGACUUCUUACAUGCUCAGAGGCACCCUGAGCUACCUCUCAAACAAGCGCCUCCCCGUUCUGCUCCAACUCUGGCUCCAUUCUCACCAUCUGCCAGGUCCUCUCCUGACCCGGGGAUCUUGUGUGAGGGUUGCCAUGGCCUCUCUUUCUCAUUCACUACUUCAUUCAUCUCCACACUGUCCCUCCUUCUGUCUCUCUUUCCUCCAGACUCCCACCUUCAUAGAAUCAUAGAAUAGCAGAGCCGGAAGGGGCCUACAAGGCCAUCGAGUCCAACCCCCUGCUCAAUGCAGGAAUCCACCUAAAGCAUCCUUGACAGAUGGUUGUCCAGCUGCCUCUUGAAGGCCUCUAGAGUGGGAGAGCCCACAACCUCCCUAGGUAACUGGUUCCAUUGUCAUACUGUUCAACAGUCCGAAAGUUUUUCCUGAUGUCCAGCCAGAAUCUGACCCUGUAACUUCAGCCCAUUAUUCCAUGUCCUGCACUCUGGGAGGAUUGAGAAGAAAUUCUGGCCCUCCCCUGUGUGACAACCUUUGAAGUAUUUGAAGAGUGCUCUCAUGUCUCCCCUCCAUCUUCUCUUCUCCAGGCUCAACAUGCCCAGUUCUUUCAGUCUCUCUUCAUAGGGCUUUGUUUCCAGACCUGGUUGCCCUCCUCUGAAUACGCUCCAGCUUGUCUGAGUCCUUUUUGAAUUGUGGAGCCCAGAACUGGACGCAAUACUCUAGAUAAGGCCUAACCAGGGCCGAAUAGAGAGGAACCAGGACCUCACGCGAUUUGGAAGUGAUACUUCUGUUAAUGCAGCCCAAAAUAGCAUUUGCCUUUCUUGCAGCCAUAUCACACUGUUGGCUCAUAUUCAGCUUGUGAUCUACAACAAUUCCAAGAUCCUUCUCCAA